AUGUCUUGGAACUACCCCAAAAAGACCGAACGGAAUGCUGAUAGAGCUCAACAGCAAGGCGGUAUAUACGCUAUCAGGACGGAUGAUGCUGCUAAGUCAGAUACUUUGAUCAGAGGUAAAUGUGAAAUUGGUGGUAAAGCGUUAACUACAUUGUAUGAUACUGGAGCAUUUCAUUCAUUCUUAGGCUUUAAUAAAGCUGCUGACUUAGGGUUAACGGUGUCGGCAUUGUCAUUUGAUUUACAUCUGCAUACUUCUACUUCUAAAAUUGUGGUGACUAAAAUAGGAUGCCAAGAAGUUCCUUUUAGGGUGAAAAACCGAGAAUUUGUUCAUGAUUUUAUCUGUUUGUUAAUAACUGAGUUAGACUUGAUUUUGGGCUUGGAUUGGUUAUCGAUGAAUCUGGUGUUGUUGGAUUCCUUUGAGCGUUCUAUCUGGUUUAUGUCUGAGGAAUCAGAAGGACCGGUGGUGGCGCGAAGUUAUUAUUUAAAUGUGGUGAAAGUGAAUUGUAGUGGGACAGAGUGCCAAGGAUUUAUCCUUUUUGCUGCAAAUUGUUUAGGAGAUGAGCAAGACUUAGACCGAAUACCAACCGUGAGAGAAUUUUCCAAAGUUUUUCCCCGAAGAUAUACCCGAGUUUUCACCUCAGAGAGAGAUUGA
Molecule: messenger RNA, 651 nt
Organism: Arachis ipaensis
Lineage: Eukaryota; Viridiplantae; Streptophyta; Magnoliopsida; Fabales; Fabaceae
Source: RefSeq, a predicted model, not a curated record